CUGGAGCUGAGCAGGAUGCCGGGCCGCACGGUGGGGAGCUGGGCUCCCCUGGGGCUGCUCCUGGUCUGCCUGCAUCUCCCAGGCCUCUUUGCCCGGAGCAUCAGUGCAGCAGAGGAGAAAGUGGCCUCCUCCCCGUGGGCCAGCCUGCCCGCACCGGGCCAGCCUCCCCUAGCCAGCCCCUCCGGGGCCGGCCUUGCCCAGCCCCACGCAGACCCAGAGGCCCAGGACGUCUCAGGGCUUCCUUCCAAGUCCCAGGCCGCAGGGCGCUCAGGGAGGCAGGUGUGGCCCCUGUCCUGGGGCCUGCCCCCCUCCGAGUCCUGGCCCCUUGAGUUCCCCUGGCAGAUGGUGGCCCCUGCAGCUGAGGACCUUCGGGGGCAGGCGCUGCCCGAGGCGCUGGCCUACCUGUCCAAUGCCGGUGCGCUCCCUCCGGUCAGUGGGUCCUGGCCAGCCGAGUUCUCCACCAAAGCUGCGCAACCCUCGCCUGAAGCCCUGCCGGCCCACCUGGACUCUGCGGCACAACGGCUGUCCCUUGCCUCUCCACUGGGAGUCCCAGGCAACCUUGCCCAGCGCCCGUUCUGGUCUCUCAUCUACAGACUGCUGCCGCACCUGCCCUGGGGGGCCCUGAAUCCCAAUGUGCCUUGGGGAGGGGGGCUUCUGGGGACAGGAUGGGGAACGAGGCCCAUGCCCUACCCUUCUGGAGUCUGGGGUAUCAACAGUCAGUUCCCAGGAGGCAACUGGGGGAGUAUUAGCCGGUAUCCGGGAGGCAGGUGGGGGACUAGCUGGUACCCAGAGGCCAGCAGCUCCCCAGACAAAGCGCCCACCAACCGGUAUCCAGUGAGCAGCUGGGGGAGUAACAGCCGGUAUCCGGGUGCCGGCCGGGGGAACACUGCUCCUGGAGUCGUCCGUCCUCCUGGCCCUUCCUGGUACCUCCCAGCUGGCCUCUCCAAUCCCCCAAAUCCUGGCUUGCAGUAGGGCUGGCACUGAGCACAGGGAGCUCACGGUGGGAAGACAAGAAGGGGUGCUGCCCUGCCCCUCACCCCGUGGGCGACAUCAGGCUUAGCAGGGUGCUUUCCAGCCCCGUGCCCCCCUGGCUCCUGGCUGCCCCAUGCUGGUCCCCAAUAAACAGCAGUUCC
Molecule: messenger RNA, 1133 nt
Organism: Cavia porcellus (domestic guinea pig)
Lineage: Eukaryota; Metazoa; Chordata; Mammalia; Rodentia; Caviidae
Gene: CUNH6orf15
Product: chromosome unknown C6orf15 homolog
Exons: 2
Coding region: 16-972 (318 amino acids)
Biological process (GO): extracellular matrix organization
Cellular component (GO): extracellular matrix
Source: RefSeq, a predicted model, not a curated record